Messenger RNA from Microtus oregoni (creeping vole), 2970 nucleotides. RefSeq names its product gasdermin E (gene Gsdme). The record is from RefSeq and is a predicted model, not a curated record. Gene Ontology annotation, cellular component: cytoplasm. The transcript is spliced from 10 exons. Bases 299 to 1798 code for a protein of 499 amino acids. Lineage: Eukaryota; Metazoa; Chordata; Mammalia; Rodentia; Cricetidae. Gene Ontology annotation, biological process: programmed cell death.
CCCGGGAGGAAGAGAGGCAGUGUCCUGUCAGCAGCAGCCUCCCGUGCUGCCUGGAGCUCCUUUGCUUCUUCUGCCAGAGUCCCUGAGUCCCGGGUCCAGCCCCGCCUCCGGCGCGGUCUCUUUGCUCUCUUAGCUUGCUCGUGGCCCAGCUGAGGCUCCCUGGGGCAAGACUGAACAAAGGUCCAGGCCCGCCCUACUCCUCUCCCUGUGUGUCCCAGGAACGCGAACGCGCCUGCCGGAACCGAGCACGUGCAGGACCGAGCGGCAGCGCGCGUGCGGGUAACCUGAACCUGAGAGAAUGUUCGCUAAAGCGACUCGGAAUUUCCUUAAAGAAGUUGACGACGGAGGAGACCUAAUCUCCGUCUCACACUUGAAUGACUGUGACAAGCUGCAGCUCCUGGGUCUGGUGACCAAGAAGAAACGGUACUGGUGCUGGCAGAGACCCAAGUACCAGUUUUUGUCUGUCACCCUGGGAGAUGUUCUCACAGAGGGGCAAUGUCUCAGUCCAGUGGUCGUGGAGUCCGACUUCGUGAAAUAUGAGAGCAAGUUUGAGAACCAUAUGAGCGGGAGCAUCAGGACGGCUGUGGGCAAGGUCAAGCUGAACGUUGGCGGCAAAGGCCUGGUGGAGGGCCGCUCUUCGUUUGGAACCCUGAGGAAGCAGGAGGUGGAUCUGCAGCAGCUCAUACAGGACGCAGUCGGGAGAACGGUUAAUCUGGAAAACCCAGUGCUGCAGCAGGUGCUAGAGAGGAGGAACGAGGUCCUGUGUGUGCUGACGCAGAAGAUUGUGACCACGCAGAAGUGCGUGAUAUCUGAGCAUGUGCAGACGGAGGAGAAGUGUGGAGGCAUGGUGGGGAUCCAGACCAAGAUUGUGCAGGUGUCAGCGAUGGAGGAUGGGACUGUCAUCAAGGACUCCAGUGUGGUGCUGGAGAUCCCUGCUGCCACCACCAUUGCUUGUGGCGUCAUAGAGCUGUAUGUGAAACAGGAUGGCCAGUUUGAAUUCUGUCUCCUCCAAGGGAAGCAUGGUGGCUUUGAACAUGAGAAGAAAGUUGACUCUGUCUACUUGGACCCCUUGGCCUACAGAGAAUUUGCAUUCCUGGACAUGCCGGAUGGGGGUCAAGGGACCUCUCCCCAGGAUGGGCCACUACACGUUUUAAAACAAGUGGCUGCACACCUGGAGAGAAGCUUCCAUCCCUUUGCAGAGUUACCUGCCCAGCAGCAGAUGGCGCUGUUCUGCCUCCUGCAGACAGUCUUGUUUGACGAGGAACUCCUCAAGGCUCUGGAGCAAGUGUGUGAUGAUAUGGCUGGUGGCCUCUGGUCCGCACAGGCUGUCUUGCUGAUGGAGGAGCUGACAGACAGGCAGAAGCAGGACCUCACAACCUUCCUGCAGCUGGUGGGGUGCAGGGUACAGGGUGAGCGUCCUGGCCCGCAGGAUGAGGUCAGCAACCAGAAGCUCUUUGCAACAGCCUACUUCCUGGUCAGUGCACUAGCAGAAAUGCCAGAUAAUGCCACAGUUCUCCUGGGGACUUGCUGUAAACUUCACAUUAUUCGUACGCUGUGCCACCUGCUCCAUGCUCUGUCUGGUGAUAGGGUAUGUGAUUUUGAAGACCCCGCCUUGGCUCCUCUGAGAGAUACUGAGAGGUUUGAGAUUGUGCAGCGUUUGUUUGCCUCUGCUGACAUUGCCCUGGAGAGGAUGCAGCUGUCUGUGAAAGCCACCAUCCUGAAGGACUCUUGCAUCUUCCCACUAAUUCUUCAUAUCACUCUAAGUGGGCUUUGCACUCUAAGUAAAGACCAUGAGUAAUGUCUUUGUCAGAACUACGUGCUACUGACCAAGGCUGAGUACUUUAGAGAAUUGAGAAAAUACUGUGGGAUUUGGGUCCAAGCAUGUUAAAAGAUGGCCAGUGAAUUCCAAAGCACAAUAAGUGGUGACUUUCCACACUAAAUGCCUGCAAGCACUGUGCCAACAGUCAGUGACCCCGGGAACCAUGGUAAAUCCUAACAUUUGAGUUACUUGAGGGAAGAGUCAAGGGCUUUGUACUUCAUCCACCUGUCACCUUAUUUUACACUCACUGCUGUUAUACAAAAACAGAAAAAGUCUGAGACUUCAAAAUUCAUCUCAGGCUGUGAAAGCUGUAGGAAAGCAAUUUCUCCUCACUUCUUUCCGACAUGCUGUCUGUAACAUAGUGACUGGGAGACUGUAAUGCUACUUGAGCAUAUGAAACAAAAUUGUAUUAAGGACAUCUUAUCUUACCCACCUCAACAUGGGGACUUAGAUAUAUUCCUUUGAUUUGACUUUGUUAUGCUUUGAUGAACAUACUAUGUCUGGAGCAAUUCCAGUGGAUUCUGGGAAUUUGUCACAUGCUGCCAUUUCUAUCAAAAGAAAUUCUGAACUAUGUAUAGUUUGCUAUUUAUUCUGUUUUGAUGUCCUUCUGCUUCGGCAGAUUUGGACAGUUUCCCCAAGCCUCCAGAUUCCACUCAGAGUAUCUGUUAUUAUAGACCAGACCCAAUGCCUCUGGACUGAAGCAGCAGGGAGAUGCAGUUUUUACCUUCACUUCACCCACAUGGCCCCUUCACAUUAUGAGGAAGAGUAACAAAAAUGAAAUAAAAUAAACAUAGACUCCACCUUAUGCAGCUGUCUUUUACAGGGCUAUACCAGUGGGACUGCUCAGAAAUAAAGUGAUCACAAGUUAGGAAGGAAAUGCAAAUGUAUGCAGUUGUGCAGAGUUGGUGCUGUGUCUCAUCUAUUUCUGAUAUAAGACAUAAAAAGCAUGCUAUGGACAGAACAUAUAUGAACCUACAGGUGGAAAACACACAUGUAUAUGCAUGGGAAUGCAUGUCUAAAGUUCAGGAGAAACCUGGAAAUGGAGUAUUGCAAUUCAGGGACUUUGUGACUAGGACAAAAGGCAAAAAAAAAAAAAAGUUAUUUCCUCACCUUUAUAAUCUGGUUAGAAUUUUGUAUUAUUCUAAUUAAGA